AUGCCGCCCAGUGCUGAGCGAGCGAUUUCCGUACCAAAUGACCUUAACCUAACAGAACUUCUACAUACAUCUGCUCGGAAUGAUCUCCCCGAAUCGCAUUUGAUAUCCAGAGACUGCCUUACUGGCCGCACCUUGAGCAUCGGACAACUGCGAGAUCGCGCCGGCCGCUUUGCCUCGGGAUUUAAACAACGCUUCAACCCCCCCGACCAAAGCCGCUGGGCAAUCAUUGUCCCGAACUGCGUGGAAUAUAUUGAACUGUUCCACGCGGUUCUGUGGGUUGGCGGAGUAGCAUGUCCCAUUAACCAUGCUCUGAAGGCCGCCGAGAUCGCCCAUGCCCUCACCGUCUCCAAACCUCACGUCAUCCUCGUAUACGGUCAGGUGCUGCCGACUGUUCUCGACGCCAUCCGGCUCGCUCAAGAAAAAGGAGGGGCAGACUUCGACGUGCCGGAACUGGUCACCGUCCUCGGCAAGUCCGCCACGCAUCCGGAUGUCGAGGGGCUCUUGGGCGAGGGAAGGCUUGACGUGCCGCACUAUAAGGACACGAAAACCCGGCUCGCAUCCAUCCACUUGUCUAGUGGAACGACUGGCAAUCCGAAAGGCGUGGCGUUGACGCAUUUCAACUAUGUGGCGAAUGUGUUGCAGCUCCACAAGCACGAUCCGGACCACUGGACGGCUGGAGAUCGAAUCGUGUCGUAUACGCCCUUCGUGCAUAUCGCAAACACGACGAUCCCCCUCUUCCUUGGUCCUUGGUGUGGUGUCCUCCACUGCAUCAUGCCGUCAUAUGAUCUGGAAACGUUCGGGAAGAUGGUCCAGGACAACAAAGCAACGGCGGCCCAGGCCGUGGGAACGGUGGCAUUGGCAUUGGCGAAUUCCGACGUUACCAAACGGUAUGACUUCUCGAGCGUGCGCUACCUGGUCUGCGGCGGCCUUCCAGUGGAGGACGCAACAUACCAGAGGCUACUAAGCAAAGGCAAUUGGAAAACGAUCAUGCUCUAUGGUAUGACUGAAGCGGCGCCGUUUGUUGUAUAUCAGAAACAGCGACAAACCGUUCCGCUUGGACAGCUUGGCAACCUUCUCCCCGGAAUAGAAGCCGUGCUUCGUGCCGACAAUGGCUCGAAAGAUGCGCCCGCAGGCGGACCGGGUGAAAUGUGGCUUCGAGGACCCAAUCUAACGUCCGGAUACAUCUUUAACGAAGAAGCGACGAGGAAUGCGUUCAAAGGCGACGGCUGGUACAAUACCGGCGACGUGUGCACGUUCUCCAAGGAAGGAUAUUUGUCCGUUGUUGGCCGAACCAAGGAAUUGGUCAAAUACAAAGGGUUCCAAGUCAGCCCCACGGAACUCGAGACCUACAUGACGUCCCAUCCGGAUAUUGCGGAGGCUGCUGUGGGUAGCGUAUGGGACCAGGAGCAAUUGACCGAGCUUCCCACUGCCUAUGUCGUUCUCAAGGAGCACGUUCGUACACGGGAAGAGAAAGUCAAGGCCCUCCAAAAGAUUCGGCAGCUGGUGGACAGUAAGGUCAGCGGAUAUAAGAAGCUGAGGGGAGGGGUUCAUGAGGUGACGGUGCUUCCGAGAAACGCGCAAACGAAGAUUCUUCGGAAGCAGCUCGCUGACAAUAAGACGGGCAUACGAGAUCCGGAGACUCCAUCUGUCAGCCGUAGCAAGAUAUAG
This is a messenger RNA of Eremomyces bilateralis CBS 781.70, 1668 nucleotides long. Its product is annotated as AMP-binding enzyme. Gene Ontology annotation, biological process: secondary metabolic process. The record is from RefSeq and is a predicted model, not a curated record. Gene Ontology annotation, molecular function: CoA-ligase activity. NCBI's taxonomy places the organism in Eukaryota, Fungi, Ascomycota, Dothideomycetes, Eremomycetales, Eremomycetaceae. Bases 1 to 1668 code for a protein of 555 amino acids. The transcript has 2 exons.